GGUGCAUAAAAUAUUUUUAAUUCAGUACCCCUAAAAAUGAAAGUAAAUGCGAAGGACCUUCGUUGCCUUACGCUGUCCGAGGUUGAAGAAAGAUACAAGCAGGUAAAGACGGAUCUCCUGCACAUGCGUCAGAGAGAGCAGACGCAGACUGUCAAGCCGCACGAGAUAUACCAGGCGCACAGGAAUGUUGCAGUGGUGAUGACCAUUUUGACAGAUAAGAAAAAGGAGGAGGCUGUAGCAGCAGCGUUUGCUGCGAAUGGCAAAGUGCCAAAGCAAUUUUUGACUAGACUUACGAAGAAAAAGAGAAUGGCACUGAGCAAGGAGCAGCUCAGAAAGUGCAGGAACGGCAAGUCAAGGGCGUACAAGGGUGGGUUGAGGCGAGUGCUGUUUGCUUAUGCGCCGUAAGAAAUAAAACGAUUUUUAAUUAC
This is a messenger RNA of Vavraia culicis subsp. floridensis, 428 nucleotides long. Its product is annotated as ribosomal protein L29. Gene Ontology annotation, molecular function: structural constituent of ribosome. Bases 37 to 405 code for a protein of 122 amino acids. NCBI's taxonomy places the organism in Eukaryota, Fungi, Microsporidia, Pleistophoridae. The transcript has a single exon. Gene Ontology annotation, cellular component: ribosome. The record is from RefSeq and is a predicted model, not a curated record. Gene Ontology annotation, biological process: translation.